This is a messenger RNA of Pelobates cultripes (western spadefoot toad), 2295 nucleotides long. The record is from the annotation of a GenBank genome assembly. NCBI's taxonomy places the organism in Eukaryota, Metazoa, Chordata, Amphibia, Anura, Pelobatidae.
AUGGAAGACAAUAAUGCGCAGGAGGAGGUGUCACCAUUGGCUGGGCAGUCUGUAGGUGGUUGGGGUCUUCUUCAGAUCGCAGGAUGCACAGGGCUUGCUGCUUACUCUGUUUGGGCCUUCAUUCUGAUGCCUGGCUUCAGGAGGGUGCCAUUAAAAUUACAGGUAAAUCCCACACUCUAAUUCACAUGGUUUCUUGACAAUCAGACUGGCAUACAAUAUAUACCAAUAUAAUUCCUCUCUAAUGCACAGGUCCCUUAUAUGCCAGCCAGUACCAAACAAGUGGCACAUGUCAUGACUUUGCUCAAAGGACGAUCUGGGAAGAUGGUGGACCUAGGUUCAGGGGACGGCAGAAUUGUAAGGCAAUAAACAAAGUCAUAACUGCUACUCAAAUUAACUGUCAUGAAACCAAAUCACUUUCCGCAUGGUGUUUGUGUAUGUUUUAUCUUAUUCUUUCACACACAAGCUUUAACUGAUAAUCCCUCAUUCCUCUGUCCAGUGCCACUUCUAACCGCUUCAGUGAUCAGUGCAUGUCCAGCCAGUCCUGUGCUCAGUACCACGUCUUCUAUUUAUAUGUGCCACAUUCACUCGCUCCUGUAUAUUGUGAUACAUCCUGAGGCUUCAUUAAUCAAUACCACCUCCUGCCAGUCCUGUGUUCCGUGCCCUGUCCUGCUGCUCCAAUCAGUGCCAUGUCCUCUCCUCCCUGUAUCUAGUGCCACGUCCUGCUAGUUCAGUAAUAAGUUCCAUAUCCUUUCAUUACCGUAUUUAGUGCCUCCUCCACCUGCUUCAGAAAUCGGUGCCACGUUCUGCCACUCCAGUAAGUGGAGUUUUAUUUUUUCACUGAAGAUGCGAGUGCCAAGCCGUACCUCUGCAGUAAUCAUGCCACAUGCGGCCGUCCAGUAAGUCUCUGCCAUGACUUCAAGCCAUGCCCUGGUGCGGAGAUGUAGGUAAAUUAAUAUAAGAAUAAUCUAUCCUGCCCUGUAUAUUAAUAGGUAGCAUUCAGUAGUAGUAGUGGAAUAUUUUCUAUUUUAUGUAGCAGAAUUAGUAGCAAUAUCCUUUUUGCACUUAAUACAAUUUAGUAUUUUGGUUGGCUUUAUCAGAUAAUUUGGAGAACACUAGAACAUUCAUAUUUUGGUUCCACUCGUAGCAGUAAGUCCUUUGUCAUGUAUUAAUUAUUUUGCAGGUGUUGGAGGCAGCCAAGAGCGGAUUUAGUCCUGCGAUCGGCUACGAACUUAACCCUUGGUUAGUACGUCUCUCUUACUUCAAUGCUUGGAGGGUCAGCUACCACAGAAGGGUGUCCUACCGAAGAGAAGAUCUAUGGAAGGUAGGUCUAUGGGUAUCACCUUUCUUAAUAACACACCAGAAUUUAUAACUCUUUAUUGUAAAUACUGUUUUGUUUUUUAUUCCAUUUGUAGGUGAAAUUAAAUGACUGUCAAAAUAUCUCUUUAUUUCUGGCUCCAAGCGUGGUAAGAAACUAUUAUUAUACCUGAAGGAUUAUAUGGUACAAGCCAAUAGUAUUAUUAUUUGUUUAUAUAUUAUCAACAUAAUCUGUAGUGUCAUACAAUAGUAAAGGGGAAGCAGUAUGUUCUAUGUCACUCUGGCAGAGUCCAAUACUGUGUUAUAUUCACCAUGGAAUAUGAUAAAGGUUGCCAGAUCCACCAUAUUUUCCUGGGCCCAUAUUAUUAGUUCAUGUUGAUGUGCAGUGCAUGAAAGGUGCUUCCCUGUGGUAUGUAGCAUUCAUAGACUCAAAGAUAAAUAAGUUAAUGAUUUCUACAUACUGCGGGGCAACAGUUUUCAUGUACUGCCCAUCAGGAUGUGAUGUACAUGUAGAGGAAGAAAGUGUGGACCUGGCAACCCUAGAAAUGGGAGAAGUCAUAUAUUUUACAUCCAGUUAUUUUUUCUCAGCUCUCCCUGCUGGAGACUAAGCUUUUCUCAGAGCUUCCUGAUGGUGCUCGUGUGGUGGCUGGUCGCUUUCCCCUACCAACAUGGCCUCCCAGCACAGUCGUUGGAGAAGGAGUCGACAGAGCCUGGGCCUAUGACAUCAAAGCUGUACGUCAAGUCCAAUCGCCCAAACAACAUGACACUCCAGUCUGAAUCUUUUUAUCGGUGGAAAGACUCAUGGGAAACACGCCGAUCUUACAACCUCCUGUUUUAUUUCAUGCAGGUAGAUUGUACCUUGUUACUUCAGUAAAAAAAAAAAAAAAAGGCAACUAAUCAAUGCAGAAUUUUAGAGAGGUCACGUAUAUGGAUUAUAUUUUAUGUUUACCUUUUUUUUAUGUAUUUAUUUUUUUAAUCUGG